CAUGUGGGGCUGCCUGCCUGCCGACAGUCGCGCUCGGUGACGUAGUUCUGCCACAGACGUUCUCGCAGACAGUCACAAUGUCGGGAGCAUCGAUUUCCUACCCCCACCACAACCACGGAGGCUUCUCGGCAGCGGCAGACGGCGGCCGAUCGUCGUGUCAGUCGAGGACCGAUCUCCGGUCAGUAGAGAACGCAAUGGCGACGUGCUAUCCCGCGUAUGAACUUACUCCUCCACAGAGGACAGUGCCCGUGCAAAAGGACUACUCCAGACCGCUUCACGUCGAUUGCAGCGUGGAGUACGAACUGCCCAACACGGCCAAGCCACCUCAGGGCGUGAGGAACGAACCGCUGCUCAUGAUCCACCCCUGCUACUUCAGGAAGAUCGAGAGCCAACGAAGGAGUCCCUUCAUCAACAACCUGCCCACCAGACCGGCCGUUGCGGUGGCUGUAGCCGCCAAGAGGAGGAUGCCCAGAGGACAACAGUUGCCUCAGCAAGUGCCGCAGCAGGCGGCUCAGUACCCCGUUCAGUAUUCGGCGGCGGCCACUCAAGUGGCGGCGGACACCAGACAGCUCUGGGAACCGAUGCCACCUCUAGUGCCAAUCUCAGCGGCUCAGCCUUACUGCAAACGCGAACCUCUGGUCUCUGCCUGUAACACCUACAGCUCUUCCGGAAGCGACUCCGGCCACUGGACGGACCCGGACCGCUCGCCCGACCGUCCGGAGGACAAACAUAUCCUGUCCGGGAAGUACCGGCAGUAUCUGAGGGCGCACAGACUGCACCCGUACAUGAGUUCGGCCAUUCCGCUGGCCUCCACGUUCCCUCAGAUCCAGCAGGUGUGCUAUAACGUGUGAUCGCUGUGAUAUGUUUUUGUCGAUGAUUGGUCGAAACCCUUCUUGUGAUAAUAGUGUGUAAUUAUGUGAAGACGACGGCGACCACACUCCGGGCGCAAGCGUCAGGCUCCGGGCGUGGUAGUGAUCCUGCUGAUUCAUCAGCUGAGUGUCUAUCUGUGCAACUGCUACCUAUCCCCUGUUUUUGGAUUAAUUUUUUCAUCAUCAAACAUGUGCUACAGCUACUCUACAUCAACCGCCACUGGAUUAAUCUUACAAGUGAACUCAUUCAUACAUUGCAGUGCAGUUUUUUGUUCUCCUUCUCGUACUUCUACUACAAGCUGUGAAUGUUUUCAGAUUUUUGCGACAAUUCUACGUUUUUAAUGCCAAUUCUUCUCUUUAAUCGAUAUUCAGAAUCCAUCUAAAAGUUGUACAGCAAAGAACCGGUUCUUAAACUUGGAUAUAUACGGGUAUUCAUUUGAUAUUCCCAGGAUACACAAAAUUAAAAAAAAAGCAUAAUCGCUAAUAGAAUAUUUCCCUUUAAACAGCUGUUCUUGUAAGCUAGCAUAACAAAAGCUUUAUAUAUCCUAUGUCUUUCAUUAGGUAUCUAGGUUAGGUAUUUGUAUAAUAUACACCAAAAAAUGUUAAAAACUAUUGUGGCAGAAUAAAUAUUUACGGGUCCUUAAUAUAAUAAAAUAUAUAGCUAGUAUUUAAAUAGACAAUACAUGUCGUGACGUAUUUUAUAAAGAAAAAACUACGAAAAAAAUAUCUUGAUGUAAUCGGUAGUUGAGGGAAACUAAUCACUUUCAUUUUUAUAAGAUUUUUAUUAUUAGUCGCAAGGGUUUGAGUUCAUUCAUGUAAGUCUUUGCAGAUGAGAUGUUGAGUACUCGGAAGAAAAAAAAAUUAUUUUGCUUUAGCUUGCGCGUAGUUAUUUACCGACGUAACUGACCUAAACCAACCUGAGUUGUUAUCAAAUGAUUUUUCGAAGAAUAGAACUAUUAAUUCGGUGAUUUCAGAUUAUUAGGUUUUUUCGGUUGCCGUCGGCAUCAGUUCAGUUAACUUCAAUCAGUUCUAAUAGGUCAGACGCAGGUUCUUGUUUAUUUAUUGUUUAUGUUUAAUGUGAAAGUAAUUUAAAUAUUGUGUGUUAUUAAAAAAUCGACUGAAAAAUUCUAGUUUGUAUAUGAAAAUGGGAGUGUAGAUAUUUUUUGUUACCUACCGGAAUAUUUGUACAUUUUUUAGUUGAAUCUAGAGCAUUCCAACAACAUUUUUUAAAAUCUUUUAGGCUCUAUUAAUAGUGGGAUACACAUAAAUCGACUGUAGAUUUUUGUAUGAUUAGUGAUAAAGUUUAGUUUCUGUCCCACUGUUCAUAGUUAGUUGUAUAAAGUUAGUUGACAAUACUACUACUAAUAAAUAAGGUCGUCGCAUUUUGUUUGAUGCCAUACAUAAUUUCAAGAAAAAUCAGUGUCAAAUUUAGAUUUUAGUUGACCUUUGAAUUGUAUUCCAUAUUUUUACAGUAUACCAAAUAAUUUUAUGUAAUACGAACAAACUUUUCGGCUCAAACGGAACUUCAGGGUAAACCUCGUAAAAGUACUGAAAUAUUUUUUAUGUGGUUCUAGAAUUUAUUUUUAUAAAACUCGAACUCGUAUUAUAAUCGUUCCAAUAUAGUUUUCGGGGAAUUUUGAGCCGUUCAGUUUUCCAUAGACAAAGCAACAUCAUUCGUUCUAUGGCUAAUUCUACACCAAAGAAAUAUCUAUCACUGUAUAUAUUAAACUGGAAAUGCAUUGUUUAGGGGAUAUAUCACUCUACUCAAUUGAAAAAUGUGAAUAUGUAUAAAAUAUUGCUAUAUAUAUUGUACAGCUAGUCAUAGUCAAAAUACGCUUAUAAAAUAUAAUAAAACGUGUUACUGUUUUUAUAGAAUGAA
Messenger RNA from Brassicogethes aeneus, 2748 nucleotides. The record is from the annotation of a GenBank genome assembly. Lineage: Eukaryota; Metazoa; Arthropoda; Insecta; Coleoptera; Nitidulidae.